CCUCAAUCACUUAUAUACAAUUGCACCAACACUCUAUCUCAACAUCGAGAGAGAGAUAUGGAUAAUUGUUCACUCUUUCUCUCUAUCCUCCUCGUCCUAGUCUCGUAUUUUAUUUCAUUAAUAUACAUUAAAAGAAGAUGCAGCGGGAGUAAAACUAGACUCCCACCCGGCUCGAUGGGUUGGCCCUUCAUCGGCGAAACCCUCCGUCUCUACUCCCAAGAUCCGAACAUCUUCCUCUCCACCAGACACAAAAGGCAUGGAGAAAUCUUCAAGACUCACAUUCUUGGUUACCCCAGCGUGAUGCUAGCGGGCCCUGACGCGGCCCGGUUCGUUUUAGUAACCCAAGCGCAUUUGUUCAAGCCCACUUUUCCAAAGAGCAAGGAGGCCUUGAUCGGGCCAUCGGCCAUUUUCUUCCACCAGGGUGACUACCAUCUCCGCCUGCGGAAGCUCGUUCGGGCCGGGCUCUACCCGGAGUCGCUCCGCAGGCUCAUCCCCGGAGUCGAGGCCGCUACCAUCGCGGCAUUGCGCUCGUGGGCCGACGCCGAUGGAGUCGUCAACACUUACAAUGAGAUGAAAAAGUUGUCUUUCGAAGUCGGCAUUCUAGCCGUAUUCGGUCACCUCGAGCACGGCUACAAGGAGGAGUUGAAGAAAAAUUAUGGUGAAGUGGAGAGAGGCUACAAUUCUUUCCCAACAAAUUUCCCAGGAUCCGCCUACAGAAAGGCCAUCAAGGCUCGGAAGAGGCUGAGCGAGAUUCUUGGUGAGAUAAGUAGAGAAAGAAAGGAGAAGAAGGUGGUUGCGAAUGAGAAUGAAAAGGAUCUGCUGAGUUGCCUGCAGAGCUCCAAAGACGAGAAUGGCGGAAUUCUGAGCGAUGAACAGAUUGGUGAUAACAUAAUCGGAGUUCUGUUUGCUGCGCAGGACACAACCGCCAGCGCCAUGACGUGGCUCCUCAAGUACCUCCACGACAACCCAAAGCUUCUGCACGCCAUCAAGGCUGAGCAGAAGGCCAUCUACGAAGCCAACGCCCACACAAAGGGCCAUUUGACGUGGAAUCACACAAGAAAUAUGCCCUUAACUACCAAGGUGAUCUUGGAGACCUUGAGAAUGGCAAGCAUUAUUUCUUUCACUUUCAGAGAGGCGGUGACUGAUGUAGAAUACAAAGGAUGCCUUAUUCCAAAAGGAUGGAAAGUGAUGCCUUUGUUUAGGAAUAUUCAUCACAAUCCAGAAUUCUUUGCCGACCCUCAAAAGUUUGAUCCAACAAGAUUUGAGGGUGCACCUAAACCAAACACGUUUAUUCCGUUUGGAAGUGGAGUUCACUCCUGCCCCGGUAACGAACUUGCUAAGCUAGAGAUGCUCAUUUUGGUGCACCACCUAGCUUCUCAAUUCAGGUAUGAAUUGGUGGCAUCCGAAAGUGGGAUUCAGUUUGGACCAUUCCCAAUUCCAUUGCAUGGACUCCCAGCCAGAUUUUCCAGAUCAGAAGAUGCUCAAGAUCAAUGGACCAAACAAAACCUCAUCUCAUCACCAUGAAAUAAUCUCACAUUUCUCCCAUCCAUCACAUUAAUUAUUAAUUGUAUGGGGGGUAUAAACAUACCUCCAUUUUGUUUUCUCUUUAAUGUUUAAAUUCAAGUAUGCAUCAAUUGCAGCUAGCUAGCAUGCAAGAAUUGUAUGUAUUAGCAAUUAAUGAAUUCAAUUAGU
This is a messenger RNA of Salvia miltiorrhiza (redroot sage), 1692 nucleotides long. RefSeq names its product abscisic acid 8'-hydroxylase 4-like. The transcript has 9 exons. The record is from RefSeq and is a predicted model, not a curated record. Gene Ontology annotation, molecular function: heme binding; (+)-abscisic acid 8'-hydroxylase activity; iron ion binding. Gene Ontology annotation, biological process: sterol metabolic process. Lineage: Eukaryota; Viridiplantae; Streptophyta; Magnoliopsida; Lamiales; Lamiaceae. The coding region runs from base 58 to 1524 and encodes 488 amino acids.